AUCGCGCAUUUCGUGGAAGCCUUUGCAAGGACGAUUGACGAGCACUCGGCCAGCGAGCGCAAGAAGUAUUCAGAAACAUCCGAUUCACCCGGUCACGAAGAUAUCAUUCUUGACGAUCGUAUCGUCGAGAAAAUCACUCCCACAGUACGUCGACUGCGCAACUAUGGUUAUGACUCACGUUGCCCUUCAGCGGUUUGCUGGCUCAAGGAUCGUGACCAAGAGUGUCAGUGUAUUCCUAUCCCAGAUGAAGCGAGAAAAAUGUCCGGGCUCUUGGUAUCAUAUAGACGGAAUCCUUGUUACGAGUUCUUUCGUUUCAACAGAGAUGCCUUCUUUCAACUCCAACUAGUAGAGACCCUGAUCCUUUACGGCGAGAUGGAUGCCGUCUUGCGCAUCUGCGCCAAUCCAGAGAUUGGACUGAAGUAUUGGUGGCUUCUCAGCGAGUGCCAAUGUAAUGACCCAUGCUACGACAUUGGCUGGGACCAGCUUUUCAAAAAUGCACUGUCCGCCUAUAUCUGCCUCAACAUAGUCUAUUGUUUCCCGGAGAUGUGGGACACAGCAUCAGGGAGAACCGAUGAAAAAGAUUAUCGCAACACUAGUUUUUAUCAACGCAUGCUACGAGAAUGCACCGCGUCUUGGAAGCAUUCCGAUGUGAUAACAUAUCCACACCGACAAUUUUUCGGCAUCGCAGACAGACACCCACUGCUAAAGUGGGCAGGAUGCACCAAAAAAUCUGACCGUCCCGUUGAACUUUACGGAAGGGUGUCAAUUGAGGAAUUCCUCUUGCUGGAUAGCUCAAUGAACUAUCAGCCAGCUGUAUCCGACGUGGUCUCUGUACGGUGGAUUCUGUGCAAGAAGGGGCUUCCGAUGGAGCUGACAAUGGACAUCAUGGAACUCGCAGGAUAUGAACCCAGACGAAGACUUGAGAUACCGCACGAUCCGUUCCACCCGUCUAAUCGCGAGGAGUUUUCUCGAUACCUCAAGUAUUGCUGGCAGAUCAUUGUUCGCUGUGAUAUGAUGCGGAAGGCUUUUGGCAAGGAAAUGCGUUGGCAAGAAUUUGUGGCAGAUAUUAUUAUCGGGUUCUUCGACUUUAGGCAUGCUCCCUGCUACGACAGUCGGAGGACGCCUUGGGGAUGUUGGGAUCCUAAUGAACCUCGGAAUCUAUCCUAUGUUUUUGCAUAA
Messenger RNA from Penicillium lagena, 1179 nucleotides. RefSeq lists its product as uncharacterized. NCBI's taxonomy places the organism in Eukaryota, Fungi, Ascomycota, Eurotiomycetes, Eurotiales, Aspergillaceae. The transcript is spliced from 3 exons. The record is from RefSeq and is a predicted model, not a curated record. The annotation marks the transcript as partial.